AUGCCUUGGCAAAGCUUGAUUUUUCUGUUUUACGCUCCUGGGUUUCUGGUGCAAACGCUGCCAGGAGUCACCACGGCCACAUGUCCAUCCGGACCACCUGGGCCGAGUUAUUCACUUGCAGGGUGGACGCUGACGAAUUUCCUCUACAUGGUGUACGAUGAAAUCCUCCCAAGCGGCCAGAACGCCACAACGGCAUGGGUGACCUUCGACCUGGUAGGCGGCUUUAGCAACCAGCCCGUGCAUUGUGAGACAACAGGGCAGGAAUUCGUUGCAAACUACACGGGACCAUUGAAAGACAACAGGUGGAGGUCCUGUGUCCCGAAAAACGAAACCUCCGGUGCAGGAUACAGCACUAUGUUCCGGUAUAACCCGGACGAUUCGUGGGACGUGGUCACUCUCUGGGAGACAUCAACCUGCGGGACGGACCCAAAGCAGAUCCAUGAGGUUCUGUUUAAAGGGGACGUGACGGAGAACUACUUCGUCACCAACCAAGGAGACCGUCCGGCACCACCGCCCGGAGGCACCAACGUCCAGAUGUGGAAACGAACCUACUAUGACACGUACCAGGUCGAGGGUACAUUCACGCUCGUGGAUCCGCCGCCCACAACGUCCUGCAGCCUCGACCAACCGCCCGCCUGCCUGCCGAAUCCGGGCUUCCGCACCCACUUCACCCUGCUCAACCUGGCCGACAACUACUCGGUCGUGUGCGACGCGUUCACCAGCGACCUGCCGAUCCUGCAGAACUCGACCGAUCCGUGGAACGUCUGCGGCGUGGACCCGGACGACGCGCCGUUUCUGCCGCCGACCUGGUUUCGCAUGGACAGGGCGACCCACAUGCUGAGCCUCAACCAGACCUGGCUCUGCGAGACGGACGACGGCGAUUUGACCAAGGUCACCGCGACACUUGUUCCGUGA
Molecule: messenger RNA, 915 nt
Organism: Thermothielavioides terrestris NRRL 8126
Lineage: Eukaryota; Fungi; Ascomycota; Sordariomycetes; Sordariales; Chaetomiaceae
Exons: 4
Coding region: 1-915 (304 amino acids)
Source: RefSeq, a predicted model, not a curated record